GGCCUCCUCUGAGAGACGGCGGAAGAGCGAGGGAAGAAGAGUCAACCCACCCCCCCUCCCCUCAGCCCGGCCGGCCCGCAGCUGCCCGGCCCGCUCUGCCUCCUCCCCCCGCUGCUGCCGACGUGGCGGGGCGGGGAACGAGCGAGGGGGGGGGGCGCCGGGAAGGGGACUGCUGAGCGAAUUGAAAAUGUCUGAAGACGUAAGUGAUGGCAUCCCAUCUGAAGAAAAGCCUGAAGUAAUGGAAAUGCCCAGCAGUGAGAUACUGCCUCCCAAGUCUGUACCACACCUUGUGGAAACUGAGGUUUUGCAUGAGUCACCACAUGAUGAACAUGGACAGGCCGCUCAGAGUAUCAGUAAUGGUCAGGAAGGAGACAUAUUUAUUAACAAAGACCCUUUGACUGAAAAAAUAAUUGAAAGUCUGCCUUCCAAUGGAGAGGGACCUGAAGAGAUGCCCACUGAGUGCAAUGAGACUGUAAGCCUUGAUGCAGAACCUGAAUCUGAAGAAAAACUGCAUGAACAGAACAGUCAGGAUACAGAAUCCUCAUCUAAAGCAAGUAGAUGGGGAUCUUGGGGUACCUGGGGGAAGUCUCUCCUGUCAUCAGCUUCUGCCACAGUGGGUCAUGGGAUAACAGCAGUAAAGGAAAAAGCAGGAACUACUCUGAGAAUUCAUAACCCAAGUUCAGCAUCUUCAGAAACAGCAGAGCCUCCUGCAGCUGAAACACCAGUGAUACAAGCAGAAGAUUCUCUGAAUCAAAGCUCUUCUGAGACUAUUCCUUCUUCCCCUUCAUCUGGAUCUCGUGGAAUGUUGUCAGCUAUCACGAAUGCUGUGCAGAACACUGGGAAGAGUGUAUUAUCUGGAGGUUUAGAUGCUCUGGAAUUUAUUGGGAAGAAAACCAUGAAUGUACUUGCAGAAAGUGAUCCUGGAUUUAAGAGAACCAAAACAUUGAUGGCAAGGACAGUUUCUCUCUCUCAGCUGCUGCGAGAAGCUAAAGAAAAAGAGAAACAGAGGCGGGCCCAGCAAGUUACAGUGGAAAGAACAGCACAUUAUGGACUACUCUUUGAUGAGUUCCAGGGUCUGUCUCAUCUGGAAGCUCUGGAAAUCCUGUCAAAUGAAAGUGAAGCCCAGAUUCAGUCAUAUUUAGCAACACUUGAUGGAGAGCAGCUGGAGACUGUGAAAAAUGAUUUAAUUGCUAUAAAACAUAUUUUUGUUCCAAAGGAGUUAGAUGAAGAAGUGGUGCAGGCACAGACAGCAGAUAUGGGAGAAGAGUUUGUCAGCAUGCUGACCGAACUGCUGUUUGAAUUGCACGUUGCUGCUACACCUGACAAACUUAAUAAGGCUAGGAAGAAAGCUCAUGAAUGGCUGGAAGAAGCCACUCUUUCCACCCCAGUAGACAUAGAAGAAAAACUAGAAGAAAAACCUGGAGAACCUGAUGAAGAAAAGAUUAAGAAAGAAGAAAAGAUUAAGAAAGAAGAAAUAGACAGUGAUAAAACAGAAGUAGAUGAAAACAAAACUGUGGAGAAAAUCUACAUGCUAUCCAUUGAAAGUCUGGCUGAGAUAACUGCUCGCUGUAUUGAACAGCUUCAUAAAGUAGCAGAACUGAUUCUGCAUGGGCAGGAAGUGGAAAAAACAGCUCAAGAUCAAGCAAAAGUACUGACUAACUUAACAAGUGCCAUGUGCAAUGAAGUUUCAACUUUGACAAAGAAGUUUUCUGAUUCUCUAACAGCAGCUGGGAGCAGUUUGAAGGCAGAGGUUCUUAACCCCAUAAUUGACAGUGUGCAAUUAGAGGGUUGCAACAGUACUACAUAUAUUCAGGAUGCUUUCCAGCUAUUGCUUCCAGUUCUGCAGAUUUCACAUAUCCAGACCAGUUGUUUGAAAGCACCAGAGUGACAGAGUCCCAGCAGUUGCCACCACGGGGCUGAACAGAAGCCAGGGAUGCAAUGUUUUUAAUGUAGAUAGAGGAGAUGCUGAGAGAUGAGAGCUGUCUGGCCACUUAGAGUCCUUUGAAGACACUAAACACAGUUUUACACAUACAAUGUUGGACAACAUUUUAAAGCUCUUUUGGACUUUUAGACUUCAGAAGUAGUAAAGUGAGUAAUUUCUUUUCCAUUAGAGUAUAUCCUUUACAUUAAUUUAACCUCAAGUUUACUGAUAUUAGCAUUGACUUAAACAUGGAUUCUAAAUGUUAACCCUUUCAGUUGGAGACAAGAUGUGAGGCAAAUUAGAAUGUAAAGUUUUAAAAAAGGUCUAUUGUUUGCAUCAUAACUGUUAGUUAAGAAUGUAAAUUUCAAAAGUUGGUUUCAGUACUUAAUUUUAGCCAACAUGAACAAAUUAUUGUAGUAUUCUGCUUGUUAAAUAUUAUUUACAGUAGCAAAUGUUAACAUAAUAAUAAUCUGUACCUGUUACAUAACACUUUGUGUUGGAGGAGUUGUACAGUAAUAAGCAUUAAUUUUGCUAAAUUAAAGUUAUGGAUGGUAUGCAUACAGAAUUUUCUGAGCCAGUUCAGAGUAUGGGUAAAGCUCUGUAUUUGCUGACCCUUAAUUUUAUAUUCAUUUAUGUCUGGUUUUAAUUCCAGUGGCUGGACAACAUUGCAGGCCAAAGUAAUCUUUUUAAUAUGCAAGGAAUAGAAAAUUUCACUUUUGUUGGGCAAUUGAAAAACCCCCAAAAUAAUCUUCUCUUAGGUGUGUUAUUGAGUUAGCAUUUUGGGGCUUAAUUUGUGCUUUAAACAUUAUGAACCUUUUUAUCAAAUGGAGUUACUCAUAGUGAUAAUUCAGAAAUACAGGUUUUGGAUGUAGAAAAGAAGUUGUGAAAAGAAGUUAUGAGACAACUGCUUUGGGUGGGAAGAUCAUACAUCAGAGCAAUCACCUUUUCUCUGAGGCAGUAGCUCUAAUGAGCAGCAGGAGUGACAUUGCAUAAUAACAUCAUCAACCAUGAUGUUUUUUCCAUAUCCUUAGCUUAAAGUCCUGAGCUAUGAACCUCAGGGUUUGUUUAGGCUAUUUUACCUCACAGGCAGGAAGAACCUUCCAGUAUUUUAUGUAGCCUGUUCUCCUGGAUUUUCAUUGUGUAUUGCAUUUCUUUCAUUUGUAUUUUUUUCCUCUUGACAGACUCAUGAAUUUUAUUUAAAUGCUUUUUUAAUUGUAGUUAUCAUCGGAAUAUGUUUAAUUCUAGAAGCAUAGUUCAUGCAUCAUAAAAUUAAUGAAAUAGAGCAGGAGGACAUACCAUCCUGAAUGAGAGACCAUGUGUCAGCUUUGCACAGGGAAACGUUUGUGAGUCCAAAUAAUACAGGACAGAAAGGUUUGUUUGUAUCUUCCACCAUUGUGGUCUCUGUUCUACUUUCACAUGCAUUGUGACUUUUCCAUCUUUUUUAUUUAGAGAUGAAAUUUUCACUAUCCCUAAAAUGAGGUCUAUUACACAAAAUCAGUUUUAUGCCACUUUGCAGUUUAACAGAUUUGAGGUAUCUUGUAUAGUCUUCUAAUCCACUUGCACAGAACGUAACCUGAACCUUAGAGCAAUGUGAGCAAAACCAGGAAACCCCUUUGGCAGCUGAAGAGGCAAACAAGGCUUGACAUUCAUUGGUAUUUAUGCCAUUUUGAAGGGCUAACAUUGCUGCCACACAAGAGACAGAGGCACGUGGCAAAAUGUGACUGGUAGGCAGGCUCACUAGCCCAAAGGUACAGUACAGCUCCCAACAACCUUUCUAUCAGUGGUAUAUCUUUGUGUUAUAAAAUAAUGUUUAAUUGAUGCAAAACACUGCAUCAUACCCAGUGCUCCUCUGGCUUCUUACACUUCAAAGGGGAAUAAACACCCUUCCUAUCAGGGAUCAUUCGUGUGUACACACUUGGCCCAGAAGAACAGCUCCUCAGUGCAGAUCACUGAGGACUAUGUACUCACUCAAUACACUUCAUCCUAAGUGAUUUUAAGUUUUAAAGACCUGGACAUCAGGAAAACCAUUCGGUAGCUUUUAGAAAGGCGUAUUUGUUUAAAGCAUUUUUUUGUCUAUUGUUCUGUUGUGGCAAACAUAAUACCUGGUUAAAAGCUUGUUUAUUUUUCAAAUGAAGACCUGCAAGAAAAGUGUCAGUGUUUUCACGUAUUAAUCAGUACGUCCUGGAUUUAUUUUUACUUUGAUUUCAUCAUAAUUUUUCAUCAAGAAGCCUUUUUGUCUGUGUUGGAGUAGAGCUUUGCAUCAGGUAUCUGUAAACAUGGUGUUACUGUCAUAGUCAUAGAACACAGCAAUUUCACAUGGUUCCUAUGCUGAGACUAUGUUUUCAGGCACAAAUUAAUUAAUUUACUUUUUCAUAUGGAUCUUUCUUUUUUUCUUUGAAAUGCAGUGCAGAAUAUAUAGUGUUGAACCUGACAGAAAGGUGUGUUGACCAAUAGUGGUGCCUUUUAGCAGCAGCUGAACAAUACAGCAUUAGUAGCCUCAGGGGAUAAUGUGCUCAUUGAAGGCAUUCUUAAGGCAAAGAUUGCUUGUCUGGAGGUAUUCCUUAUUAGUGGUUUCACUGUUUUGUUUAAAUUAUGUAUGUAUUGAAUAAAGUACUUUACCCUAAAGAAAAGAAAGAAUAAAAAAUAAUGUGUGGGCUUAAAGUAUUUAAAUCCCUACAAUGUAGGAAGGGAAACAGGGCAGAAUAUGAACAUAGAGAUACUGCAUCUGGUCUAAGAUGCAAUCAUCUUGUUCUAGGAAAAUUGAAUGUGGUAUCUUUAAAUCAAUUUCAGGAAAAUAAUAUUUCAGUAGAAAAAUGCUGUAUGGAUGUAACAAGAAUAUUUUGCUUAUACUGGUUUGUGUUUUUUCAUCAGUCAAAUAAAUCAUUUGAGAUA
Calypte anna (Anna's hummingbird) is the source of this 4813-nucleotide messenger RNA. It is a transcript of the gene FAM114A1, whose product is annotated as family with sequence similarity 114 member A1. The coding region runs from base 188 to 1888 and encodes 566 amino acids. The transcript has 14 exons. The record is from RefSeq and is a predicted model, not a curated record. Lineage: Eukaryota; Metazoa; Chordata; Aves; Apodiformes; Trochilidae.